UGUUGGUGGUCUCUAACCUUAUUGAUAAUCAAGCAAACCAUUAAUGGACAACAAAAAGAUAAAUGUUUUAAUUUGUUGUACUGGAAGUGUAGCUGCUCUUAAAAUUCCUGAAAUAGUAGCUCGAUUAUUGCAAGAAAAGAUAGAAGUGAAAGUUGUCACAACAGACAGAGCUCUACAUUUCUUCGACAGUUCUACACUCAGUAUUCCUGUCCUUACUGAUGCAGAUGAAUGGAAAGCAUGGACAAAACGAGGAGAUCCAGUGCUUCACAUUGACCUGAGGAAGUGGGCUGAUAUAUUGGUGAUAGCACCUCUCGAUGCAAACACUCUUGCCAAAAUAUCCAACGGAAUAUGUGAUAAUUUAUUGACAUGUGUAGUAAGAGCAUGGGAUUUGAAGAAACCGCUAUUCUUUGCUCCGGCAAUGAAUACUUACAUGUGGGAACAUCCAUUGACCUAUGAACAAAUAGAAAAACUGGAGAGUUGGGGUUAUCGAGAGAUACCGGUUGUAGAGAAGACACUUGUUUGUGGGGAUAAAGGAGCAGGUGCAAUGGCUGAGGUUUCCACGAUUGUUGAAAUUAUUUUAGAAGAAAGAGGAAGAUUAGUAACAGACAGAUAGCACUGCAAUAAUUGAUGUUUUUUGUACUAUUGUAUAAUUAUAUGCUAAAUAAAUGUAAAAAUGAAGAAA
Mercenaria mercenaria is the source of this 682-nucleotide messenger RNA. Its product is annotated as phosphopantothenoylcysteine decarboxylase-like. Gene Ontology annotation, molecular function: FMN binding; phosphopantothenoylcysteine decarboxylase activity. Bases 44 to 613 code for a protein of 189 amino acids. The transcript is spliced from 5 exons. The record is from RefSeq and is a predicted model, not a curated record. Gene Ontology annotation, cellular component: phosphopantothenoylcysteine decarboxylase complex. Gene Ontology annotation, biological process: coenzyme A biosynthetic process. NCBI's taxonomy places the organism in Eukaryota, Metazoa, Mollusca, Bivalvia, Venerida, Veneridae.